UUGUCGUAGGUGUAAGAACAAAAAUAAUUGUGUUUGCGAAUGAAAAAUAUUUUUAUACAUUAAUUAACAGGAUAAAUGUUUCAAUGAAACUAGUUUUUAAUUAGCUGUAAUCAUCGACAUUUCUCAUUAAUUCGUUUAAAAAUAAACUUUGAACAGUUUAGAAAGUGUUUUUCCGUGUUCGUUUGAUAAAUAAGCAUUGUAUUAAAAGAAAAUGAAUGGUACUAAAGAACAGACGUCGUCAAAGCAUCGAAAUGCGGACGUAGAAAAGGGGGACAUAACUCGCGGCGCUUCAAAGGGGCACGACGACGUCGUCGAGGAAAAAACGCAAAUAGUGACAGUCUUCCUACAACGGGUGGCAGUCAUGUUUCUUAUGUCCGGAUUAAUGACCGGUGGUGGUUUGUUAUGGUACUACGAGGGAUGGGAAUACUUCCUUAUUUACCUUUUCCCAGCGUUACUUUUAUUCCUAAUUAUAGUAAAACACGAUUGGUUUUACGUUGCCGCGUGUACAGCCAAAAGAGAUUUCACAGCUUUAUCGAGAUACAUAAAAACUCUUCGACAAAUCAGGAGAUAUGCAAGAAGAAAUAUGACAGUUGCGCAAAUUUUCUCUGAAAACGCUAAAAAGUGGCCUAACAGAGAAGCGGUUGUUUUCGAAGAUAGAUCAUUUACUUUCGGGCAGCUUGAAGAGUUCAGUAACAAAGUAGCGAACAUUUUUAAGAGUCAAGGCUACAAAAAAGGCGACGUAAUCGCUUUAUAUUUAGACAAUAAACCUGAAUACAUUGGUUUUUGGUUAGGAUUAUCUAAAAUUGGAUGUGUUAUACCGCUUAUUAACAGCAAUUUAAAACAGAAAUCUUUAUUGCAUUCUAUAACGGUUGCUAAAAGUGUUGCAUGUGUUUUUGGGGAUGAAUUAAAACCAGAACUCUUGGAAAUUUUUGAUGAAAUUAACAACAAAGUAGCUUUAUAUCAAUUUACUGAUCCAAAACAUGUAUCAUCAGAACAUAGUGAUCCAAGAUUUGAAAAUGUUAAUGAAUUAUUAAAGAAUGCAAGCUCGGCAGCUCCUGUUUUAGAUGGAACAGUCGGAAAUCAAGAUGGUUUAGUUUAUAUUUAUACUUCUGGCACAACCGGAUUACCAAAAGCCGCUGUUAUUACAAAUUCUAGAUACAUUUUUAUAACCGUAGCUAUUCAUUUUUUGGCUGGUUUUAAAGAUAAUGAUCGUUUUUAUACACCUUUACCCCUUUAUCAUACAGCAGGUGGUUGUAUGUCAACUGGUCAAAUGUUGAUUUAUGGAAGUACGUUGAUUACGAGAAAGAAAUUUUCCGCUUCCUCUUAUUUUCCAGAUUGUAAAAAAUACAAUGCAACGGUUGCUCAAUAUAUCGGGGAAAUGUGUCGUUACGUUCUAGCAACAACUCGUUCAGAAUCCGAUAAAGCCCAUAAAGUUCGUUUAAUAUACGGUAAUGGAUUAAGACCGCAAAUUUGGCCCGAAUUCGUAACCCGUUUUAAUAUUCCUCGCGUCGCCGAAUUUUACGGAGCAACAGAAGGAAAUGCUAAUAUUGUUAAUAUUGAUAAUACAGUUGGUGCGAUUGGAUUUAUAUCACGAAUUAUCCCCAAAAUCUAUCCAAUUUCGAUUAUCCGAUGUGAUCCAGCAACUGGGGAACCAAUCCGAGACAAAAAUGGGUUAUGUAUGCGUUGCAAACCUAACGAACCCGGCGUUUUUAUUGGAAAAAUCGUUCCAUCAAAUCCAUCCCGUGCAUUUUUGGGCUACGUCGAUAAAGAGGCUUCCAAAAAGAAAGUGGUACAUGAUGUUUUUACUAAAGGUGAUUCUGCAUUUUUAUCUGGCGAUAUUAUUAUGGCCGAUAAAUUCGGAAAUUUAUUCUUUAUGGAUCGUACGGGUGAUACAUUUAGAUGGAAAGGUGAAAAUGUUUCUACAUCGGAAGUUGAAGCUGUUGUUAGCAAUAUCGUUGAUUAUAAAGAUUGCGUUGUUUAUGGUGUUGAGAUUAUUGGGCAAGAGGGUCGAGCGGGAAUGGCUGCUAUUUUGGAUCCAGAAAAUACAAUCAAUUUGGAGAAAAUGGUUACCGAAUUACAAAAGAAUUUACCAGCUUAUGCUCGUCCAAUUUUCGUGCGUGUCUUAAAAACUGUUGAUAUGACAGGUACUUAUAAAUUAAAGAAAAAUGAUUUACAAAAAGAAGGAUUUGAUCCAAAUGUAAUAACAGAUCCGAUGUAUUAUUACGAAGCGUCUGUGAACAAAUUUAUAGAAUUAACGAACGAAAAAUAUGAUGGAAUAAAUUCUGGUGCGAUUAGAGUGUAGUUUUAAAUUAUUUUUAAUUACCAAUUUUUCUAUAUAGAAAAAUCGUAAUUGGUACUUAAUUAAAAUUGCGAAUUUCUUAAGAAAGGUUUAAAAAAAA
This is a messenger RNA of Onthophagus taurus, 2399 nucleotides long. It is a transcript of the gene Fatp1, whose product is annotated as Fatty acid transport protein 1. Gene Ontology annotation, biological process: long-chain fatty acid import into cell; long-chain fatty acid metabolic process. NCBI's taxonomy places the organism in Eukaryota, Metazoa, Arthropoda, Insecta, Coleoptera, Scarabaeidae. Gene Ontology annotation, molecular function: long-chain fatty acid transmembrane transporter activity; long-chain fatty acid-CoA ligase activity. Gene Ontology annotation, cellular component: endoplasmic reticulum membrane; plasma membrane. The record is from RefSeq and is a predicted model, not a curated record.